CAGCGCGAGAAAUGGAGGAGGGAGAAGUGGUGGCCAUGGCGGAGGAGGAAAAGGGAGAGGAAGAGGACAAUAAGAAAAGCGCCUAUGAUUUGUUGGAGGAGGCAAGGACGUCAAUGGAGGAGAUCGUCGCGAGGAUGCUCUUUAUCAAGAAGGAAGGCCGGUCCAAAACCGAGCUUAGGGAGCUUGUCACCCAGAUUUCCCUUCUCUUCAUCAAUCUUCGCCAAGCAAAUCGGACCAUCCUCCUAGAAGAGGACCGUGUGAAAUCAGAAACUGACAGCGCAAAGGCACCCGUGGACUUUGCUACUUUGCAGUUGCACAAUUUCUUGUAUGAGAAAAAUCAUUACAUGAAGGCCAUCAAAGCAUGCAAAGAUUUCAAGUCAAAGCACCCCGAUAUAACUUUGGUGUCUGAAGAAGAAUUUUACAAAAGUGCACCUGAGGAAAUUAAAGGGAACCAACCAAAUGGAAAUGCACAUGAUUUGAUGCUACGGAGACUGGAUUUUGAGCUCUUUCAGCGAAAGGAGCUCUGUAAACAGCGGGAGGAACUUGAACAGCGCAAGAGAAGUCUUCAGGAUGUCAUUGCAACCCGUAAAAAGUUCCUUACAAGUCUUCCGUCACAUUUGAAGUCUCUCAAGAAAGCAUCACUACCAGUGCAGCAGCAGCUAGGCAUUUCUCACACUAAAAAACUAAAGCAGCACCACUUGGCUGAGUUGCUGCCACCUCCUUUGUACGUGGUAUUUUCUCAGUUUAUGGCACAAAAAGAGGCCUUUGGGGAUAACAUUGACUUGGAGAUUGUAGGAAGCAUCAAGGACGCUCAAGUUAUUGCACGACAACAGGCAACCAAGGAUACUGGUGGCACCGUAAAUACAGAGGAAGUGAGAUUGGAGGAUGAUGCAGCGGAGGAUGAUGAUGAUGUGCAAAGGAGGAGAAAGAGACCUAAAAAAAGCUAUUCCAAGGACAAUCUGGACAAUACUGGAGCUCAUCUGCCUCAUCCACUACAUGUAAUUCUUCAUAUUCUUGAUGAUGUAGGUUCAGACGCCAAACCUAGAAAGCUUGUGACACUAAAGUUUGAGUACGUGCAAAAGUUAAAUGUUGUUUUUGUUGGAACUGAGGGACCAAGCGAAGCAUGUGGGGGUAACAUAUUAUGUAACCUUUUUCCUGAUGAUACUGGCCUUGAACUUCCACAUCAGUCUGCAAAGCUUGUUACUGAUGAAGCGGCCAUACUUAAAGAAAAGAAAACAUCUUGCCCAUUUAAGUGGGCACAACACUUAGCUGGGAUAGAUUUCUUGCCAGAGGUGUCACCUAUGCUUACUGAUUCUGUAACUUCAAGUGAUGAUCAUCCAAAAACUGCUGGAGUUCUUUCUGGACUUUCUCAAUAUCGUCAGCAACACCGAGUGCAGACUGUUUUAGCAAGGAUUCGCUCUCGGAUGAAGGCUCAAUUGGCUCUUGCGGAGCAUCUUGACUCAUUGCAGAAUCUUAAAUGGCCAGAAUUGAAAUACAAAAAUAUCCCAUGGGCUCUGCAUAAUCCUCUAUGUCAUUUGGAAAGUUGGUCACCUGUAGGAGGCACUACUGACCAGGUUCCUUCCAUCUACGCCAAUGAAGUUGAAGCUUCAAAACGCAUGGACCUUGGUGGGGUUGCAGUUCCAGAACUUUUGAAGGAUGAAGUUGAGAGUACAAGGGAAGAUGGGGAGCUUCCAUCUCUAACACAGUUAACGAUUCCUCUAGACAAUAACAGGACUCCUCCUUCAAAGGGUUCUGGUGAUGAGCAUUCUAGGACUCUGAACCUGAUAUCGAAAAGCAUUACCCCAAAGAGAACUUCAAACGGUCAUAUGCCCUGGAAACUGAAAGUAAUGGAUCCUCAUCCCGAACUUGCUUUUGGGAGUGGCAGUGAGGACGAUGAACCCAUGUGUGAUGAACUUGAAACAGAAAUGGCCACAACCAACCCUAGUUCGGUCAAAAAAUUCUGGAAGGACCAUGGCGCCAAAGAGUUCCUCCUGGUCUUGAGUAGGAAUAUACCGAAUGAUGAAAAGAAUGUACAGUUGGAAGCAAAGGUCAAAGUCAGUAUGGAGUAUCCUCUCAGGCCCCCACUUUUCUUGUUGAAUCUUUCCGAUAAUAAAACUGGUUGUGACCCAAAUGCAUCAAGACCUCAUCCUUUAAGAAGUGAAAGCUACUCUGGAUGGUUUAAUGAGCUUAAAGCUCUUGAGGCUGAGGUCAAUGUGCACAUUCUGAAGAUGCUUCCUGAGGGCCACCAACAUGAUAUCCUGGCACACCAAGUACAUUGCCUCGCAAUGCUGUUUGAUUUCUUGAUGGAUCAGGUACCAUUGCCUGUCAGGAAGGGGACUCACGUGGUAGAUGUUGGAUUAUGCAAGCCUGUCGAUGGCAUGAUCCUAUCAAGGUAUUUCAGAGGAAGAGACCGGAGGAGGAUGGUUUCAUGGAAAGACAGAGGAUGCGUUUCAGGCUACCCUUGCUAGUUUUCAAUUGUUUAGCAUAUUCUGCGGUUCUGUUUGCAGGAGGAAGUUGAGGCUUCACGUGAUGAAGUUUUUUGGGUCCUUGAGCUGUAGUAUGCUUGGCUGCGUGACCCAGAGUCCUACAUCCAGGUCUCUGGCGAGGCGUUGGGCCUUCAGCAGGUUCUGGGGGGUGCCCUGGUUAUCACAUGGUGUUUGCCUGGUAUUGGAGAUUUCACUGGCAUUCCACGGGAUGCGCUUGCUGGACGCAUUCGGCAUUUCCCAUGUUUUCAUCUGCUUUGCAUGACAGCGGGUGAUAGGCAACCUGGUAGUUAUUACGGUACAGGACUGAAUCUUAGUGGAAUUUUUAUGUCAUAUUGCUAAGGAAGAUCGGCAUCAGAGAUUGAUAGCAGAGAAAGGAUAUGGGCCUGUGAGUAGGAAACCAAAUUCUAAUUCUAUCAUCAGCUAAGUAGAUCUCUGCAAUCAUCCUUCCAUUUUAUUUAACCAUCGCAGCUGGGGACCCUGGACGAUUUUGAUGUAUUUGAAUGAUAUCUGAAGGGGAGUUCAAUCUGCCUACAAGAUUAUCGUCUACCUAAAAGGUCACCAAACGUGGCGUAUAAUUUAGUAGAGGUCUGCCAGGCUUCUUCUUGGUUACUUGGGAAAAAGAAAAAUUAAUAUCCAGAUUAGCACGCCAAAGCAGUAAAAGGAUGAGAAUAAUGUUUGAAAUUAUCUAAGAAAACUUAGAACUUCCAAGUUACCAUUGGCUUCCCGUGUCUGGUGACAGCAGGAUACCAACUGGAGUUUGACCCUUUUGGAGUCGUUACUGCCCUUUUGCAAUUGAGUGAGAUUUAUAGAACAUUGAAACCAAAACUCAAUCUGAGGGGCAAAUGUAUGGGACAUUUGCAAAUGCUUAAUUUAUAUGUUCUUUAUGAA
Molecule: messenger RNA, 3374 nt
Organism: Nymphaea colorata (pocket water lily)
Lineage: Eukaryota; Viridiplantae; Streptophyta; Magnoliopsida; Nymphaeales; Nymphaeaceae
Product: THO complex subunit 5A
Exons: 8
Coding region: 12-2468 (818 amino acids)
Biological process (GO): positive regulation of DNA-templated transcription, elongation; mRNA export from nucleus
Cellular component (GO): THO complex part of transcription export complex
Molecular function (GO): mRNA binding
Source: RefSeq, a predicted model, not a curated record